Molecule: messenger RNA, 3465 nt
Organism: Daucus carota subsp. sativus
Lineage: Eukaryota; Viridiplantae; Streptophyta; Magnoliopsida; Apiales; Apiaceae
Product: dynamin-2A
Exons: 21
Coding region: 371-3124 (917 amino acids)
Cellular component (GO): cytoplasm; membrane; microtubule
Molecular function (GO): GTPase activity; microtubule binding; GTP binding
Source: RefSeq, a predicted model, not a curated record
AAAAGUGAAAACUACAUUCACUUCUCUCGUCCCAAAUUUUAGAGCGAGAAAGUGUAGAGAGAGAAGAGAGUAAACCUUAUUUCGCUGUUGUUUCUUCCCACUCGCCCCUUCUCUCUCUACAAAUUCUCAGAACUUUCAACUUUUCAUCUCCCUCAACUAACUUGAACCUAGAUUCUUUAAUUACACACUUAUUCACAUCUACACACACAAACGCUAGAUCUCCUGGUUUUGCUUAUCGAAUUUUAGGGCUUAUUUUCUACUAUUUAGAUUCCUCUGUGUUUGCACCUAAUUUUUUGAUCUGGAUUUGAAUUGAAUUUGUGUUUCUACGAGUCGAUUUCGCUUCGUGUUUGAAUUUUGAUUUGAGUUAGUGAUGGAGGCGAUUGAAGAGUUGGCUCAACUCUCCGAUUCGAUGCGGCAAGCUGCUGCCGUACUUGCUGAUGAGGAUGUUGAGGAGAAUUCUAGAUCGUCGAGGCGGCCUUCGACAUUUCUCAAUGUCGUGGCGCUUGGAAAUAUUGGUGCGGGUAAAUCAGCUGUUUUGAACAGUCUAAUCGGACAUCCUGCUUUGCCAACUGGUGAAGGUGGUGCUACUCGUGCACCAAUAGUCAUUGAUCUGAAAAGAGAUGCUUCUUUGAACAGCAAAUCGAUUGUUCUGCAAAUUGACAGUAAAUCGCAGCCGGUUUCUGCAAGUGCACUUCGACAUUCUUUACAGAGCAAAAUAUCAACUAAGAAUCAAGACGAGAUAUAUCUGAAACUUCGUACAAGUACAGCUCCUCCUUUGAAAUUAGUUGAUUUGCCUGGAGUAGAUAAAGGCAAUCUUGGUGAAUCAUUGACACAAUACGCUGAGCAUAGUGAUGCGAUUCUAUUAGUUAUCAUACCUGCUUCCCAGGCACCAGAUAUUUCCUCUGCCAAAGCGCUAAGAAUUGCCAAAGAAUUUGAUGGAGACGGUACAAGAACUAUUGGCGUAAUUAGUAAAAUAGAUCAAGCAGCAUCAGAACCAAAAGUUCUUGCAGCUGUUCAGGCUCUUCUGUUGAAUCAAGGGCCACGCAGUACAUCAGACAUACCUUGGGUUGCGCUCAUCGGGCAGUCUGUUUCUAUUGCAUCUGCACAGUCUGGAAGUGUUGGAUCUGAUAAUUCACUUGAAACUGCUUGGCGUGCUGAGAGUGAAAGCCUAAAGUCAAUUCUAACGGGUGCUCCUCAAAGUAAACUUGGUAGACUAGCGUUAGUGGAGACCCUUGCUCAACAGAUCCGUAAUCGCAUGAAUGUCAGACUUCCGAAUCUCCUCUCUGGGCUGCAGGGAAAGUCUGAAGUAGUAAAAGAUGAAUUAGUAAAGCUCGGUGAACAAAUGGUUAAUAGUUCUGAAGGCACAAAGGCCUUAGCUUUGGAGCUUUGCCGUGAAUUUGAAGAUAGAUUUCUUCAACAUAUUACUGGUGAGGGUAGUGGAUGGAAGGUAGUUGCUAGUUUUGAGGGGAACUUUCCUAACAGGAUUAAGCAGCUUCCUUUGGACAAACAUUUUGACAUGAACAAUGUCAAGAGGGUUGUUUUAGAAGCUGAUGGUUAUCAACCUUAUCUGAUAUCUCCUGAGAAAGGUUUGAGAUCUCUGAUUAAGGGUGUUCUGGAGAUGGCUAAAGAACCAUCACGCCUUUGUGUUGAUGAGGUCCAUCGGGUACUUGUUGAUAUAGUUUCGGCUUCUGCAAAUGCCACCCCAGGACUGGGAAGAUAUCCCCCUUUUAAGAGAGAGGUUGUGGCAAUUGCAACUACUGCUCUUGAAGGUUUUAAAAAUGAAGCAAAAAGCAUGGUAGUCGCGCUUGUUGAUAUGGAGCGUGCAUUUGUCCCGCCUCAACACUUUAUCCGUUUGGUGCAGAGGCGGAUGGAUAGACAGAGGCGGGAAGAUGAGCUAAAAAAUCGUGGUUCAAAAAAGGCAGUUGACGCAGAGCAGUCUACUACGUUGAAUAGGGCAACUAGUCCUCAAACAGGAGGCCAGCAGCAAAGUGGUGGAGCCUUGAAAACGUUGAAAGACAAGUUGAGUCGGACUGAAAAAGAAUCACAAGAGGCACCAGCACUGAAGACCGCAGGUCCGGAAGGGGAGAUAACUGCAGGAUUUCUGCUGAAGAAAAGCACAAAGACAGAUGGAUGGAGUAGAAAGUGGUUUGUUUUAAAUGAGAAGACUGGGAAGCUUGGAUACACCAAGAAACAGGAGGAGCGACACUUUCGUGGAGUCAUUACUCUGGAGGAUUGUGUUAUUGAAGAGGCCUCUGUUGAAGAAGAACCUCCUUCUAAAAGUUCCAAGGAUAAAAAAGCAAACGGUCCAGAUGCUGGAAAACCUAAUCUUGUUUUUAAGAUAUCUAAUAAGGUCGCAUAUAAGACUGUGUUAAAAGCUCAUAGUGCUGUUGUAUUAAAGGCUGAGAGCAUGGCAGACAAAGUUGAGUGGUUAAACAAGUUAAGAAAUGUAAUUGGCGGUAAAGGAGGACAAGUGAAGGGUGAUAAUGGGACUCCUAUGCGGCAAAGUCUCUCUGAUGGUUCUCUUGAAUCUAUGACUAGAAGACCUGCGGAUCCGGAAGAGGAACUUAGAUGGAUGGCUCAGGAAGUGCGAGGUUAUGUUGAAGCUGUACUGAACAGCCUUGCUGCGAAUGUCCCAAAAGCUGUUGUUCUCUGCCAAGUAGAGAAAUCCAAAGAAGACAUGCUCAACAAGUUGUACAGUUCUGUCAGCUCCCAAAGUACGGCAAGGAUUGAAGAGCUGCUCAUGGAGGACCAGAAUGUUAAGCAUAGAAGAGAGCGUUACCAGAAGCAAUCCUCCCUACUGUCAAAGCUAACAAGGCAGCUUAGUGUUCAUGAUAAUAGAGCAGCUGCAGUCUCCAGCUUGUCUAGUGAUGCAUCUGAAAUCAGCCCAAGUUCCAGUGGGCCUUCGACAGGUGAUGAUUGGAGAUCCGCUUUUGAUGCUGCUGCAAAUGGUCGAUCAGACUCGUUUGGCAGUUCUUCAAGGUUUGGCUCCAGGGGUCACAGUCGUCGAAACAGUGAUCCCACAGAAAAUGGUGAUGCAGAUUCAGGUUCAAAUCCUGGUGGCCGCCGCACCCCUAAUCGAAUGCCACCUGCACCUCCCCCGUCUGGUUCUGGGUAUAGAUUUUAAAUUCACUGCACAACCACGAGAAGAGCCAGGUGUUCAUGCAUUCUUUUGUGGGUGUUUGAUCCUGCUCUUUGUAGUGAGUUUCUUUUGGCCCAAAGACGGUAUUGUAGGUUCUCUAUACUUUCCUCAGCUUGUUUUGUAGAUAGAAAUAGUGAGAUGAUUUUAUUUUCAAUUUCUUUAUACUUUCGGCUUGCAGUUGUUGGACUGGAAGUGUAUUUUGAUUUCCAAAUAUAAUUUUUUCUUCCUGGGGCCUUACGCUUUACCAUCAUUUACAAUAUUUUAAAACCAAUAUGGGUGUAUUUGUAGGAAACAAUAUUGAAAUUUAUAUUAUUUUGUUAUUGUUA